Molecule: messenger RNA, 237 nt
Organism: Arctia plantaginis
Lineage: Eukaryota; Metazoa; Arthropoda; Insecta; Lepidoptera; Erebidae
Source: the annotation of a GenBank genome assembly
AUGGAGUUUGAAAUUCAAAUAGCGCAUUAUACAUAUCAAGCGGGCCGUCUGUCUCUCUGCGGGGGCGAGGGCCAAGAGCACGGGCCGGUAUUCUUGAUGGAGCCGCCUCCACGGCUGGUGUUCUCCAACACAACGGGCGCCAGAGUUUCAUGCGCGGCUCACGGGUUUCCCUCACCCCAGAUUGCCUGGCAGCAACCUGAUGGUGGGCAGCUAGAUGAUGUACCAGGCUUGAGGUGA